CAAAAAAUAAAAAAUAAAAGCUGUCGCUGAUCGUUUCAGACUUUGCAGUGCCAGAGGUGACGAGCGUCAAGUUCUGAAACGGCCAUAGAGAGCAAGAAAGGGUGAAGCAGAGAGCAAAGGGGAAGAGAAAACCCUAGAAGUAUUAUUCUGAUCACGCUCCAUAACCAUGGAGAAGUGGCAGAGCUCGCGGCCAUGGAGUAAGAAGAUUAACGGGUCAUCAGUAAUGGCGAGGUCCGAUUAUAACGACGUUUUCGGCUUGCGGCCAUGGCACGCGACACCCUUUUCUCGGCGACUUGAUGAUUAUUCUGAAAUAUUUGAUGUCGCAGACGCCGCCUCCACAAUCCCUGUGCUCGACCUUUCUGUGGUUGAAAAUGACUUCGAGAAGACGGGCGGCGACAGCGCUGGCGUUGACUAUUUAGAUAUAUUUGGAAGUAUUGGUGGUGGAGGCUCGGUGGCUUCGUACGAUGAGUUGAUCGCGGAAGCGAAGAUUUCGGGGGAUUGUUCUUCGGAGGGGAGGACUCGGCGGCAUAUAUUGUGUGAGAAACAGGGGAAAGAAACUUCAGAAUACCCACUAAAAACAUAUACUGCUAAUGAUAAGCCAAAUUUGAAGAUGAACCCAUUCUUGUCAUUUCCUAGAUUGUCAGAUGACUCUAGUUCAGACAAAUCCAGCAUGUUGCAGCACAGAAUGAGUAGGAAAAAAUUUGAUGAUGUAAUAAGUGAUAAAACACAUAAUGGUAAACUUGAUUCUAUUCCUGGAUGCUCUAGUGUUGAUGCAAGUGAUCCUGUACAGGAGAGUAAAAACAAAGCAGAGGAGUUUGAAUGUGCUUCCCUUCGAGAAGCUCCCAGAAAUGAGAAAGACAACUCCCAAUUUUAUAGCUCUCAUCAAACAUCAAGCGGGCAUAUACUGUUAAAUGAUGUUCCACACUUGAAGGUAUCAGAAAUUGGUCUUCAGACUAAGCCUUUUAAAGGGCCACCGCCUUCAAGACCACCUCCUCCAUUGUCAAUGAAGCCAGAGCAUCCAAAAGUCUCAGGCACUGAUUCCAGUGUGGAUUUCGACGAACAACAUUCUCUGAAAUCCAAGGUGCAUAGUCUGCUGCAUUCCAGCAAUGAAGCUACAAUUGAUGAAUCUAUGAAAGGCUGCUCAUUCUUACUUGAUGCUGAGAUGGAUCCUAAUUCAGCUGCUGCAGUUUCUAUAGCUGCUAUAAAAGAGGCAAUGGAACAAGCUCAAAUUCUACUGACAAAUGCGAAGAAAAUGAUGGAUAGAAAACGUGAUAAAUCACAUUGUAAGAUUGGCCCGCCUAAAACUAUGUGUAAUAAGGAUGAUGGAACCGCUUCUGAGGUAACUGUGAAAGAUUGUAGUAAUGUGAUAGAUGCAAGUAAUUUGCUAAAGGAGAGUAAUAUGAUUAGUGAAUGUACUUUUGUAGAAAGGGAAGAAAUCAGGACUGGAGUGAAAAUAAUUUUGAAUGAUGAGGAUAGAAAGAUGCUACCUUCUUCAUACAGAAAUGAACAGAAGCAGGUGAGUAAAGAGAAUGCAUCUAAAUCAUUUGUGGAAAGGGGAGAAAUUGGGACUACAGGGAAAGUACCUUUGAGUAUCGAGGACAGAAAAAUGCAACUUUCUCCAUACAAAAAGGACCAACAACAAGUGAGAAAAGAGAAAGGAUCUGAAUCAUCUGAAGUGACCUUUAAAAUAGUUGACAUAGCUGAGGAAUGGAAGACGGAUAAGGAAUAUUAUGAACUACUAAAAAAUGAUAGAUUUUUGAAUAUAUUCAGUGACAUCUGCUCUUAUGUAGAUGAAAAAAAAGAAAAAACAGCCAUCUGUUAUUGUGAAGACAGAGACAAAUAUAGUAAAGAUUCUGAACACGCUAUUGAAGUUGAAGAGAAACAGAAAUCGAUGGAAGGUAGUGUCUGCAUUGAAAAGUUAGAAAGAAAUAUCAAGUUAAAAGGUCCUUGCCUGGAUUGGAAGGAGAAGGCUAAUGAGAAUUUAGCAGAUUCAACUAUGGAUGAAAUUCUGCUUAAAGGCCAUACCUGUGAACUUGAAGAGUAUUAUGGUUCCUUUUUGUCUGAUGAAAAUCGGAUGCAGAGCGAGGCCCACGCAGAUAACAACAAUGAGGACAAUGUUAAAAAACUUGGUUCUGUUGUGGAUUAUCGUCUGCAUGAAGAGAAUAUAAAGAAAUUACAAAAUUUUAAUUUUGAUUUCAAACCUUGGGUAGCUAAUGGAUAUUCUGAAGAAAAAGAGUUGCAGUGUGCUGAAAGAGUCUCUGGUUUUGUGGAAUAUAGAAGGAAAUUCAAUGGCAUUCAAGUAAAGUAUGGAGUAAACGAAAGCGAUAAAGAAGUGAAAGUUCAAAAUGAAACUUUUUUCCAAGACAUUUUUGAGAAUAAAAUUAAAGAGCCGGAUGAGUUGUGCACAUUUAAUACAACCGACAAAGAGGAAGUAGAUGAAGAAAUUAAACCACGCAACAGUUAUGAGAAUGAAACAGGACAUUUGAAACAUCAGUACUAUGACAAUGCAGAUAGACGCAAGAUUGAAGGGAGUGAUGAUGCAGCAGAGAAGGAGGUUGAUGAAUUUGAAACAAAAGAGAAGGCUCACAUGUUAGUGAAAAAUGAGCUUGAACGAGGAGCUAUUCAAGAUGGACAUGGGUUGGUACUGUCCGAAGAGCAAGAAAAAAUAAAAAAUACAGAGUUCGAGAAGAUAUUAAACUCUAGAGAAGAAAUCUCUUGUAAAGAUUGCAGCGAAGAGGAAACUAAAGAGGCUCAAACUACACUCCAGAAAGAUGAGGAAUCAAUGGGAGCUCUCAUGAAUAAUGGCGUGAACAAGUCUGAAUUCCUUGCAUCAGCUGAGGGUGUUAGUGGUCAAAGAGUGAGUGAGAACAUAACAGAAGUUCCCAUGCUUUUGGAAACUCAGAUCAGUGCAAAUUCAGCUGAUGAGGCUCACCAGUUGGGUGAGAUUGAUGAAUCAGAUACCAGAAAGGUCUUUUUGUCAGGAAAUGAACGCAUCUUGCUACCAGAUGCAACAGAAAUUUCUCAUGUUGAGAAGGCCGUGAAUCAUAAACAUUCUUUAUGCAUCGAUGUUGAGGAAAAUAAAAGUAAUAUGGAUGUAGUAAAGGAAAAGGGACGAGAGCCAGAAGCACACCUAGAAGACAAAGCCCUGGAUAGAGAAAAAGAAAGAGAAAGGAUUGCUGCAGAAAGAGUAAACUAUGAAACUCAUCAACAGGUACUUGCUGAAGCCCGUGUAAGGGCAGAAAGAAUUGCAGUAGAAAGAGCAACGGCUGAAGCAAGACAAAGAGCACUUGCAGAAGCCCGACAAAAAGCAGAAAAAGCUGCUGAAGCUGAGAAGGCUUUCAGGGAGGCAAGAUUGAGAGCUGAACGUGUUGCAGUUGAGCGAGCGACAGAAGAGGCUCGUAAGCGUGCCAUUGAGAAAGCCUUAGCUGAGAAAGCUGCAGCAGAUGCAAGACAGCGUACAGCCCAACUUAGUGCCUCUAAUAAGGAUAUGUUGAGAAAAGAUAAUAAAACAGAGCAUUUUAAGGCUACUCAUAUGAAGGAUGAUUCUGAAGCAAAGCACAAACCCAGUUUUGCUAAAAUUCAACGGAAUACACAAUCUCAAAGUGCUGCAAGUUCUGCAAAUGAUCACAUAUAUUCCGAUUCUCGCAAUAAUGGUGGAGCCGAAUCAAAGCUGAAGUUUAAAGAAAGACAAGAGAGGCAACAACAGACAGUUGAGCGUGCUGCAAAAGCAUUUGCUGAAAGGAACAUGCGUGAUAUUGUUGCUCAAAGAGAACAGGCAGAACGGGUGGAACGUGAUAGGUUGGCAGAAUCACUAGAUGGUGAGGUGAAGAGGUGGUCAAGUGGAAAAGAUGGGAACUUACGUGCGUUGUUGUCAACGCUUCAAUAUAUCCUUGGCCCUGACAGUGGUUGGCAACCAAUUCCUCUAACGGAUAUAAAAAAUGCAACAGCUGCAAAGAAAGCUUAUCGGAGGGCUACUCUCUGUGUUCAUCCAGAUAAACUGCAACAAAGGGGUGCUUCCAUUCAACAGAAGUAUAUUUGUGAAAAGGUGUUUGAUCUCCUCCAGGAAGCUUGGAACAAGUUUAAUUUAGAGGAGCGAUAGCAGAGUCCAGGUACUUCACUUCCCACUAUUAAAGUUUUGGCCAUUUUGAGUCAUCUCAAAGAAUAGUAAUUGUUUCAUAUAUGCCGCUGUCCUUAAAUUUUGACGAGAGGGCAAAUGUUCAUGCUCCUUGAAAUGAUAUUUUGUAUUUUUUUCAUUUUUAAAUUUAUUGGAAAUUAUAUAUAUUUAUUUCCUCUUAAAUUUCUGCCCUGAAGAAAUUAUUACCUUUUAUUGCUAAGAAAUUGAAUGCCAGGCAUUAAGCUUGGCGGACUGUAAAAGAAUUGGGCAGUGCUGUCUUUUGUACAUUCACCAUUUUUAAUUGUUCAUUUACU
This is a messenger RNA of Phalaenopsis equestris, 4428 nucleotides long. Its product is annotated as trichohyalin-like. The record is from RefSeq and is a predicted model, not a curated record. The transcript has 8 exons. Gene Ontology annotation, molecular function: clathrin binding. NCBI's taxonomy places the organism in Eukaryota, Viridiplantae, Streptophyta, Magnoliopsida, Asparagales, Orchidaceae. Gene Ontology annotation, biological process: clathrin coat disassembly; clathrin-dependent endocytosis. The coding region runs from base 167 to 4099 and encodes 1310 amino acids. Gene Ontology annotation, cellular component: intracellular membrane-bounded organelle; cytoplasm; vesicle.